AUGAUUUCGGAAAGUGAAGAUGAAGCGAUGGAUUGUACCCCACCUGAAUUAAAAGAAGCAGCAGACAGGAUUGGAGAGAGUUUGCUUCCAGCAAAAAGCAAAUUUCGGUACGAAAAGGCUUUUCAAAUAUUCGAAGCAUGGUGUAGCCAGAAAGGAACGAGAAAUACUGCCUCGGAGACCGUUUUGUUGGCGUAUUUUGGCGAAUUAUCUAAGGAAAAGAAGCCUUCGACUUUAUGGUCGACUUACAGUAUGUUGAAAACCAUGAUUAAAUUGAAAGAGAAAGUUGAUAUCUCCAAUUACGCAAAACUUAUAGCUUUUUUGAAGCGGCAAAAUCUGGGCUUUCAGCCGAAAAAGUCGAGCGUUUUUUCCAGAGAAAACAUUAACGAGUUCCUCACGAAGGCAGCUGAAGAAUUCAUUAGCAUCAAGGUAGCGCUAAUUGUUGGUGUGUCGGGUGCAUGUAGGAGCGAUGAACUAGUCAAGAUGAAAAUGGAGCACGUCAACGUUUUGGAAGGAAAGAUCGCUAUAGAAAUUCCACACACAAAAACUUACACAAGUCGAUCGUUUAUCAUAAGCGAUCCAGAUUGGGUUGCUAUUUUCCACAAAUACCUCACUUUGCGGAAAAAUUUGAAAAAUGACAGGUUAUUUGUUCAAUGGCGAAAUGGGAAAUUACAUAACCAAGCAAUUGGCUAUCAUUCAAUCUCAAAAUUUCCACAUAAAAUAGCUGCUUUUUUGAAGCUUCCAAAAAUUGAAACUUUUACAGGGCAUGCUUUUCGUCGUACUUCCGCAACCUUAUUGGUUGACAACGGGGCCGAUCUAUUGCAACUCAAAAGACUGGGAGGGUGGAAAUCGAGCACGGUUGCUGAAGGCUACAUAGAGGCAUCUUUGGAGAACAAAAGUAAGACUGCUCUGAUGCUAUCCUCUACUUCCAAAGGUAUUCAGUUGUCCAGUGCAUCCACAAGUACAUCACAUGCGGAAACUCAUCCGCAAGCGCAAGAGAUAAUAGUUCCAAACGAAACACAAUUCCAACAGGAUGGUCUCAAGAUUUCCAUUAUAAACAACAAUGCUAAUUUAACAAUUAAUGCUAAGUACUAUGUUGAAAAGCCAGUCGUAAUUCAGGAUACUAUCCAUAUAUCCACCAAGAUUAAAACUAGGUUGUUGAAUGUGAAAAUAAGUUUACCUAUGUGGAAGUAUAACAUAUCAAAAAAUCACUUGGAGCCAGUCAUUCAAGAUUUCACAAAAGACCAACAUUUCUUGUUUCCUAGUUAUUUGGAAGGUAUGCCCUUUAAGUUUAACCAUUAAAUAGAUAGUGUUGAUAGGUCCUGUUUAAUUAUAAGCAAAAUCCAAUAGUUUUUGGUCAAACGCUUACCUGAAAACGUUUCUUUUAAUAUAGGUUCUUGUGCGUCUGACCAUGAUGAUAGUACAUGAUUACUAGGUUUUCUGUUGCUUCAAAAUAAGUUUUGAA
This is a messenger RNA of Ceutorhynchus assimilis (cabbage seed weevil), 1462 nucleotides long. NCBI's taxonomy places the organism in Eukaryota, Metazoa, Arthropoda, Insecta, Coleoptera, Curculionidae. The record is from the annotation of a GenBank genome assembly.